CUCCCUUCUCUCCGGUCCGCCCGCCCGGCCUGGCCCGGCCCGGCCCAGCCCGCCGCCCGCCAUGGCCCGGGACUACGACCAUCUCUUCAAGCUGCUCAUCAUUGGCGACAGCGGUGUAGGCAAGAGCAGUUUGCUGUUACGAUUUGCAGACAACACUUUUUCAGGCAGCUAUAUUACCACAAUUGGGGUGGACUUCAAAAUCCGGACAGUGGAAAUCAAUGGGGAAAAGGUCAAACUACAGAUCUGGGACACAGCUGGACAAGAGCGCUUCCGCACCAUCACCUCCACGUACUACCGAGGGACUCACGGGGUCAUCGUGGUGUAUGACGUCACCAGCGCAGAGUCCUUUGUCAACGUCAAGCGGUGGCUCCAUGAAAUCAACCAGAACUGUGAUGACGUGUGCCGGAUACUAGUGGGAAACAAGAACGAUGACCCGGAACGGAAGGUGGUGGAGACGGAGGAUGCCUACAAGUUCGCUGGGCAGAUGGGGAUCCAGCUGUUUGAGACCAGUGCCAAAGAGAAUGUCAACGUGGAAGAGAUGUUCAACUGCAUCACAGAGCUGGUUCUUCGGGCAAAGAAAGAAAAUUUGGCAAAACAGCAGCUACAGCAACAGAACGAUGUGGUCAAGCUCACAAAAAACAGUAAACGGAAGAAGCGAUGCUGCUGAUGGCCCACCGCCUGCCCGCCCAUUGUGCUGCUGCUGCCGCAGAGACUGCGCUGGGGCCACCACCGCCAGGGACCUGGGGGGGACAUUCUCAGUUUCGUGCCGUUAUUUAAAGAUAUUUUUCUCCACGUUUUCUAUUGGGAGGUGCCACGGGCACUCUUUCCUCCUCUUUGAGUGCCAAGAAGCUGUCGGAUGAACCGCCCUCUCCUCAGUGCUCCCUCUUUCUCCCGGGGCCCAGGCUCACAGCACGAGCGCGGACGCUGCCAGCCAAGCGGACUGAUUAACCAGAGUUUGUACAUAAUGUAUAUUGCUUUAACCAGUUGCGCCAGCCUCGUCUCGCUCUGGCUUUUGCCUCCUUAAUGCCAACCCACCAGGACUCUCCUUUGUUCCUCCUUUCUCUCCUAUCUUCCUGGAUGCAGCAGCUCCCCAGAUGUCAGGAUCAGGCUCUAGGCUUCUUUCUUGUCCCCUUGCAUUGGCUGGGCAGGGGUGGGGAGCCCUUGUUCCCUUUUCAGGCCCCCAGAUCAUGCCACUCGAGGUUUUUUGGAUUCUGUCCCUUUUCGAUGCCCCUCCCCAGGCUCUGAGUUGGAUCUGGGACGAGCCUUUGCCUGUUGGACUAAGGCUUGCCUUUCUCUCCUUCUCCUCUCCCUACCUCCUGCCCCUUCCUGGCAGCUGGGGAGCCUCCGGUUCUUUCCCAGUUGGGCCCUUGGUUCUCUCUGAGAAACCAAGCUCUGUCCUGUGGCCAAUGGAUAUUCUUUUUUGCCUCCUGGCCUCCUCCUGGGUCCUCUGAAUUGCAGGCCCGGGAGAGCCUGGGCUCUUAAGUUUGUACCAAAACGUUUCAAUUCCAGCAGAAAACCAAGGGUGAUUGUACAUGUUGGUCGGGAUUGGGGCGGGAGGGGGGGUGAAGGGCAAGAGUUACAGGUUUUUUAUAAAGAAAAUGAAGCCAAAUCAAAUCAUUUGAAACAAAUCCCUUUGCCCUGUCCCUUGAAGCCUCAGGGGAGCAGCAGUAGUGGGGUGCCCUGCCUUCUGGGGGCCCUUUGGUUGGAAGGCCUGUAGAAAUCCUGAGGCCUGGGUUCCCUGUGCAUUAGAGAGGGCUAGAACAGCCUUCAUGACUGGUUGUGGCCAGGGCAGGGGGAGCUCGUUCAGAUCCUGGCCCACAGCUUCCAAAAGAGUUGCCGCUGGCCCCCUCCAGUGGGGGGGCUGGUGUGGAUGAGAUCACUGACAGCCUGGUUCCUCGGUCAAAGGGAGAAGGGAGCCCGGCAGGGAGGGGAACUGGGGCAGAGGGGGGUGCCCAAAGCAGCCCCGCAAGCCGCCAAGCAGAACUAGUGCAGUCCCGUGGGUUCCUUGGGGGCCCUGGCCAAGAUCUCUGUGCUCUAACCCCGCACCUCCUUAACACCCCCUGAAAAGGGUCCCGGAACCCGGGAGGAAUUGGCGUGCUCGCUGCAACUUACUUUAUAGGUUUUUUUCCCCUAAAUGAUUUCCAGGCAAAGUCUCGAUUGGACAAUCACAUCACGGAUCAGUCACUGCAGAUUUUCCAUGUAUACACUGUUGGGCGGGUUUUUAAUCAAUAAAAACUGGGGAUGUCGUCUAA
Gracilinanus agilis (Agile Gracile Mouse Opossum) is the source of this 2252-nucleotide messenger RNA. It is a transcript of the gene RAB35, whose product is annotated as RAB35, member RAS oncogene family. Lineage: Eukaryota; Metazoa; Chordata; Mammalia; Didelphimorphia; Didelphidae. Gene Ontology annotation, cellular component: plasma membrane; endosome membrane. The record is from RefSeq and is a predicted model, not a curated record. Gene Ontology annotation, biological process: endocytic recycling; Rab protein signal transduction. The coding region runs from base 62 to 667 and encodes 201 amino acids. Gene Ontology annotation, molecular function: GTP binding; GTPase activity. The transcript has 6 exons.